Messenger RNA from Colletotrichum destructivum, 2256 nucleotides. RefSeq names its product Putative peptidase M18. Gene Ontology annotation, molecular function: metalloaminopeptidase activity; zinc ion binding. Gene Ontology annotation, cellular component: fungal-type vacuole. The transcript has 2 exons. Gene Ontology annotation, biological process: proteolysis. Lineage: Eukaryota; Fungi; Ascomycota; Sordariomycetes; Glomerellales; Glomerellaceae. The record is from RefSeq and is a predicted model, not a curated record. The coding region runs from base 161 to 1768 and encodes 535 amino acids.
GCGAUAACGAUACCGCCCCCCUCGAAGCAGCUCCCGUAACAGGCAACGUGGAAUACACCCGAAGAUUGUCGAGAAGCGUAGCCUGAGCCAACAGAACACCCGGACUGUCUUGCCGAGCCAGGACCUCUUUCUAUCACGAGAGAGUGUUGUACCCUAAUAAAUGCUAUCCGUCGCAACGUUCUUGUGCCGAAACAUUGCCAGAACAUCCAAGAACUAUCACCCCGCCAUUGCCUCCGUCACCAUCCUCCGACCCCUCCAUCCCCGAGCUUCAUUCUCGACAUCCGCCUGCACUAUGGCUCCUGCGGCAGCUGCCCUCGACUUUGUCGACUUUGUAAACGCUUCUCCUACUCCCUACCACGCCUGCGCGACCGCCGCCGCCCGCCUCGAGAAUGCCGGCUUCACAAAGAUCAAGGAGCGCGACUCCUGGAACUCGGCCCUGCACCCUGGCGGGAAGUACUACCUCACCCGCAACGGCUCCUCCAUCGUCGCAUUCGCCAUCGGCAAGAAAUGGAAGCCCGGCAACCCCGUCGCCAUGAUCGGCGCCCAUACCGACUCCCCGACCCUGCGCAUCAAGCCCGUCUCCAAGAAGAACAACGUCGGCUUCCUGCAGGUCGGCGUCGAGACAUACGGCGGCGGCAUCUGGCACAGCUGGUUCGACCGCGACCUCAGCAUCGCCGGCCGCGUGCUCAUCAAAGAUGCCGACGGCAACUUUGUCCAGAAGCUGAUCAAGGUCGACAAGCCGCUGCUGCGCAUCCCGACCCUGGCCAUCCACCUCGACCGCAGCUCCACCUUUGACCCGAACAAGGAGAACGAGCUGUUCCCCAUCGCCGGCCUGGCCACCGCCGAGCUGAACAAGGGCGCCGCUGCCCAGCCCGAGGCCGACGAGGCCGAUGAGGACUUCAAGCCGCUCAAGGCCAUGACGGAGCGCCACCACCCCCACAUCCUCGACGUCAUCGCGUCCCACGCCGAGGUCGAGCCCGAGGCCGUCGUCGACUUUGAGCUCGUCCUGUACGACGUGCAAAAGUCGUGCCUGGGCGGCCUCAACGACGAGUUCAUCUUCUCGGCCCGCCUCGACAACCUCAACAUGACGUACUGCGCCGUCGAGGGCCUCAUCGCCUCGGUCCGCGAGCCCAACGUCCUUGACAACGACACGACGAUCCGUCUCGUCACUUGCUUCGACCACGAGGAGAUCGGCUCCACCUCGGCCCACGGCGCCAACUCGAACCUCCUGCCCGCCGUCCUGCGCCGCCUCGCCUCGCUCCCUGGCAGCCGUGACACGGCGUCGGACGGCUCGUACGUGGCCGUGUCCCACGACGGCGACUAUGAGUCGACGGCUUACGAGCAGACGCUCUCGCGCUCCUUCCUCGUGUCGGCGGACAUGGCGCACUCGGUGCAUCCCAACUACGCCGGCAAGUACGAGUCGAGCCACCAGCCGGCCAUGAACGGCGGCACCGUCAUCAAGGUCAACGCGAACCAGCGGUACGCGACCAACUCUCCGGGCAUUGUGCUGCUGCAGGAGUGCGCGCGCCUCGCCGGUGUGCCGCUGCAGCUCUUCGUCGUGCGCAACGACUCGCCCUGCGGCAGCACCAUCGGCCCCAUGCUUAGCGCUAAGCUCGGCGUGAGGACGCUGGACCUGGGCAACCCGCAGCUGAGCAUGCACUCGAUCCGCGAGACGGGCGGCAGCGAGGAUGUCGGGCACGCGAUCAAGCUGUUUGAGAGCUUCUAUGAGCGGUUCGGCGAGUUGGAGGAGAAAAUUCUCGUGGAUUAGAGUAGGAGAUAAGGUGGUAUUCAGAGCACAGCGAGGAGUUCGGAGGGGGUGAGCCGGCAUGGUGUCGAAGUGGCGGCGUUGUAGGUAUUGAAGACGAUGAUAGCAGCACUCUUGAUCGAUCACUCGUUCCACGGUCAGAUAGGAUCCUCGAGGUAACAAUCUGCAUUGCGUAUCAUGUAUAUGGUUCUUCUAGAACGGUACAGUGGCGCUUCUUCAGCCGGGAAUACGGGUAUACUUGUCGUUGAGAUGGUGGGUAUGUCCAAGUCUUGAUGGAAAGAUUCUUUCCAAUUAUGGGUGUGGCUAUGAUACCCGUAUGCAAUGCCCGGAUCAGAAUUGAUCUCACGGAUCGGAGUUCAGGGAAAGCGAUGUCCUCCCUACUACCCACCUACACGGGCAAUCGGCCCUCGUCCGUCCCUUCCUUCGUUCUAUAGUCCGAAGACACAGUCCAUCCUCCUCCACGACGCCGUCUCUCUCUAUCAACUUCAGCG